Molecule: messenger RNA, 832 nt
Organism: Gossypium arboreum
Lineage: Eukaryota; Viridiplantae; Streptophyta; Magnoliopsida; Malvales; Malvaceae
Exons: 5
Coding region: 410-742 (110 amino acids)
Source: RefSeq, a predicted model, not a curated record
AAACAGAACACCCACCCACACUUAGCAUUCUCAUAGCCACAUGUAGAGAUCUAGCUAUAAGCAACAAAAUCAAUGCAUAAAAAGCAUAACUCUUAAAGACAAGAAAAAUAAACGAAGAGCCUCGAUCAAAAUGGAAGGGCGAUUCAGAACACAACAGAGAAAAUCCAUCUAGCUUCCCUUGAGAAUAAAACUUAGCAUCAAUCGCCUUUCUACAAAAUUUCGUUCUUCUGAUAGAUCAAUACGUCGUUGUAGACGAACCAGAAUCAAACAUCCACUGCCGAUCCCGUUCUACCAGAUCCGUCGCUUCUCUAGUGAUCUCGAAUCAUUGUUCCGACACCACUGAAAAUUUAGGCAUUUACAACUUUCCUGAGUUGUCACCCUUCUAAGUAAGUUUAUUUUCAUCAACCAAAUGAGACAGCGAGAUGCACUUAAUUGCUGCAGCGUCUUCUACAUUAAACACUCUGCUAGGAAGCCAACUGUCCCUCCAGAUCAAUAUGUUCAUACAGAGCCCACACUCCAACACACUUCGUCCUCUAGAAGUUUUUUUGCUGCAAAAAUGCUUCUCCACAUAUAUGAUGGGUCAAGAGAAACGAGAUUCAAGUCGCGAUCGAGGAAAAGAAAAGAUUGUGGACUAAAUUGCAAAAUUUUUAUAUUUUGGUACCAAGUUUUGAACAAGCCAGCUCGGGAAUCGGGACGGGUCGAAGGUUCGAUCACACUAUCCAAAGGACUUUCAUCUGGGUAAAUGGCUUGUAAAACUUAAGUAUGGCAUGUAUAGCAAUAUACUUAUUUUGUGUAAAUAAUUUUAUGAUAUGGCCAUGAUUGGUUGGGAAAA